Messenger RNA from Cyanistes caeruleus (blue tit), 409 nucleotides. Lineage: Eukaryota; Metazoa; Chordata; Aves; Passeriformes; Paridae. The record is from RefSeq and is a predicted model, not a curated record.
UUGUUGUUUGUGUAUAUGUGGCACUCAUGCCAGUUUUAUUUUGCAGACAAUGGUACUUGGACUCAGCUGUGGCUAGUGUCAGACUAUCAUGAGCAUGGAUCACUCUUUGAUUACCUGAACAGGUAUACAGUAACAGUGGAAGGAAUGAUAAAGUUAGCUUUGUCCACUGCCAGCGGUCUUGCUCAUCUGCACAUGGAAAUUGUUGGCACACAAGGCAAACCAGCAAUUGCCCACAGAGAUUUAAAAUCAAAAAACAUAUUGGUGAAAAAGAAUGGAACGUGCUGCAUUGCAGACCUGGGACUGGCGGUUAGGCACGAUUCAGCUACAGACACAAUUGACAUUGCCCCAAAUCACAGAGUGGGAACAAAAAGGUAAAAUCAUUUUUGUGAUGUGUCAGGCAACUUUUAUG